AUGAGUCAAGAGAGCAAGGGAGACAAGACCAAACCGGUUAGAGACUCCGGUAAGCAUCCGGUUUACCGGGGUGUCCGAAAGAGAAGCUGGGGAAAAUGGGUUUCAGAGAUAAGAGAGCCAAGGAAGAAAUCUCGUAUAUGGCUCGGAACGUUUCCUUCACCGGAGAUGGCGGCGCGUGCUCACGAUGUAGCUGCUUUGAGCAUCAAAGGAACCUCCGCGAUACUCAACUUCCCUGACCUCGUGGGCUCUUUCCCACGGCCAAGCUCGCUUAGCCCUAGAGACAUCCAAGUCGCAGCUCUCAAAGCUGCACACAUGGAGACCAUCAUGAAGACCUCACAGUCUUCUCCUUCUUCUUCUCUAACGUCUUAUUCUUCGCUAGAGUCACUUGUGUCUACUGGCUCGGAGGAGCUAGAGGAGAUUGUUGAGCUGCCGAGUUUAGGGUCGAACUAUGAUGGUACGACGCAGCUAAGUUAUAACGAGUUCAUUUUCUCUGACUCGGCAGACUUUUGGGGUUAUCCACCACAUCAGUUGUCAGAAGGUGAUUAUGAGAUGAUUCCUGGCUCAGAAGUGUGGAAAGUUUUGAAAAAUAAAUAA
Eruca vesicaria subsp. sativa (arugula) is the source of this 594-nucleotide messenger RNA. NCBI's taxonomy places the organism in Eukaryota, Viridiplantae, Streptophyta, Magnoliopsida, Brassicales, Brassicaceae. The record is from the annotation of a GenBank genome assembly.